AUGGGAAGCGAGUGUGGUCCUGGUGGCAGCCAGAGCCGGGCGGUGUGGUGUGCCCAUUCCGAAGGCUGGACCACCCUUCACACCAAUUGCGACCAGUCCCAACGCCCCAACAACCAGCAAGGGUGCUUCAGGGUCUGCGACUGGCACAAAGAACUUUAUGACUGGCAGUUAGGGGCAUGGAACCAGUGUGUGCCCAUUUCAAUGCGAAACUCCGGGGUUCAGCGUCCGGCGGUCUGUACCAGAGGGGAUGAGGGGAUCCAGACUCGUGAAGUCGGUUGCGUAAAAAAAUCUGAUGCCGAACCAGCAGAAGACGCAAUUUGUGAAUACUUUGAGCCCAAACCACGCCUCGAACAAGCUUGUCUUAUCCCUUGCCCACGGGAUUGUGUUGUGUCCGAGUAUGGCCCGUGGACUUCUUGUUCCAAAACUUGUGGUCUGGGCCUUCAAAAUCGCAUCCGUUCUGUCUUGGCACCGCCUUUAUUUGGGGGUUCAGCCUGCCCGAAUCUCACAGAGUUCCAGACCUGCCAUUUGGGACAUUGCAGCGGGGAGGAGAGUCUCUACAGCUUGAGGGUAGGACCUUGGGGGCCUUGCUCAGUUCCACUACUAAGACAAGCAAGGCAAGCCGUCAAAGCGUUCCGGGAUACGGAUAAGCCACGCAGAGGUGAAAGAACUGGCAAAGAUGGUGACAGAGAAGACGUUAAGCUUGCAAAAGAUAUUGACAGACCUCCAAGAAACCGAGACAGACAAGGUAGGAAGGAGAAACUCGCGAAAGAUGAAGCCAAGCCACCGAAGGCAGCGGAUAAAGUGUUGAAAGAAAGUGAAAUCCUUCAAACAGACGAUAUUCUACCCACACUGGAGACUGUGGAAACUGACAAACUGGAAAGGGAGGUCGAGAAACGUCCCAAAGAAGGAAAAGUCAAAAACAAGAAGGACAAAGCCAAGAGAAAACUAGCAAAACUGGCUAACAGGAACCCGGACAGGCCAUCCCGUCAAGCUGACAAGGCAAAACGCAAAGCCAAAAAAGCAAAGAACAAAGAGAAGAGGGAGAAGAUGCGAGAGAGAGCACAGGAGAGAUUGAAAGACAAGGGGAAAUUAAAGGAUCCAGAGACGUCAGAGUUGAUUAAGAAGAAAAGGACCAGGAACAGACAGAACCGGCCUGGAGGGAAGUCUUGGGCUCUGCAGAUCGGGUACCAAACCAGAGAGGUGAACUGCGUACACAAGAGCGGCGAGGUGGAGGCGCUAAGCUUCUGUGCGGAUGCGUCUCUGCCGGUGACGUACCAGGCCUGCGUCAUAUCCAAAGACUGCGAGGUGACCGAGUGGGCGGAGUGGUCAGCCUGCUCUAAAGAGUGCUACGACCCCAAUGGACCCAAGGGAGAACGCACCCGCAUUCGUAAGGUCACCCAGUUCCCUGUGGGCCAGGGAGCGGGCUGCCCUGAGCUGGAGGAGAAGGAGGAGUGCACCCCACAAGGCGACAAAGUGCCUCCAUGUGUUGUUUACAGCUGGAAGAACACGGAGUGGACUGAGUGCCGCGUGGACGUGCUGCUCAGCCAACAGGACCGUCGGCGCGGUAACCAGACGGGCCUGUGCGGGGGCGGGGUCCAGAGCCGCGAGGUCUACUGCGUACAGUCCAGCGCCGACGCCACUCCCAACCUCGGCUCGCUGCGCAGCAAAGAAGCUCUUCGGCCGGUGGACAGUGACUUGUGUCUGGGCGUACCCCCCAACACCACCCAGUUCUGCCACAUCAGCUGCCCGGUGGAGUGCGAGGUGUCUGCCUGGAGCGCCUGGGGACCCUGCACCUACGAGAACUGCCAGGACCAGGUGGCCAAGAAAGGCUUCAAACUGCGGAAGAGGAGGAUCGUGAAUGACCCCACAGGCGGGAUGGGGAACUGCCCUCACCUGGUGGAGGCCAUCCCGUGUGAGGACCCCGGCUGCUACGACUGGCUGGUGGUGACGCUGGACCAGUGCGUGCCCGAUAACGAGGCGGCGUGCGGCCCGGGGACCCAGAAUCCGCAAGUGCAGUGUGUCAACAGUGACGGUGAAUUCGUGGAGAGGCAGCUGUGUCGUGACGCCAUCCUGCCCAUGCCCGCCAUCUGCGAAGUGCCUUGCCCAAAAGACUGCGCCCUGAGUCCGUGGACGCCCUGGACCCUCUGUUCCAACACCUGCUCUGGGAAGAGCACGGAGGGCAAGCAGACCAGGGCCAGGUCCAUACUGGCCUACAACGCUGGUGAAGGCGGUAUCCAGUGCCCAAACAUCAGCAGUCUCCAGGAGGUGCGCAUCUGCAACGACCACCCCUGCACGGUGUACCACUGGCAGACCGGACCCUGGGGCCAGUGCAUCGAGGACUCCUCCAUCCCGGCGGGGAACACGUCUGUGGGGAGAGCCAGGGGCGACGACAACUCCUGCUCCAUCGGCAUGCAGACGCGCAAGGUCAUAUGUGUGCGCGUCAACGUGGGACAAGUGCCGCCCAAGAAGUGUCCCGAGAGCCUGCGUCCAGACACGGUGCGCCCCUGCCUGCUGCCCUGUAAGCGCGACUGCAUCGUGACCCCCUACAGCGACUGGAGCCCGUGCCCGUCAGCAUGUCAGACAGGUGGAAAUGUGAAGAGGAAGCAGUCCCGGAAGCGUCUGGUCAUCCAGUAUCCCGCCAACGGGGGCCAGGACUGUCCCGAGCUGUUGACCCAGGAAAGAGAGUGUGAUGCCCCCUCAGUCUGCAGCGGAUACAGAUGGAAGACCCACAAAUGGCGCAGAUGCCAGCUGGUGCCCUGGACGGUUCGUCAGGACAGCCCCGGAGCACAGGAGACGUGUGGGCCCGGCCUACAAGUCAGAGCCGUGUCGUGUCGUAAGCAGGACGGGGGUCAGGCUGACGUGGAGGCCUGUCUAAAGCACUCCAGCCCCAUGCCUGCCCUCACCCAGCCCUGCCAGGUGCCCUGCCAGGAGGACUGCCAGCUCAGCACGUGGUCCAAGUUUUCCUCCUGCUCCGCCGACUGCGUGGGGGUCCGCAGCCGCAAGAGGGUGCUCAUCGGUAAAAGUAAGAAGCGUGAGCAGUGUAAGAACCACCAGGCCUACCCUCUGAGUGACACGCAGUACUGUCCUUGUAACAAGUACAACGCUCAGCCCGUGGGGAACUGGUCCGACUGCAUCCUGCCCGAGGGGGGCAGAGUGGAGGGCCAGCUGGGCAUGAAGGUCCAGGGGGACAUCCGCGAGUGUGGCCAAGGCUACCGCUACCAGGCCAUGGGCUGCUAUGACCAGGACAACCGCAUGGUGGAGACGUCCCGCUGUAAUAGCCACGGGUACAUUGAGGAGGCGUGCAUCAUCCCCUGCCCCUCGGACUGCAAGCUGAGCGAGUGGUCCAACUGGUCACGCUGCAGUAAAUCCUGUGGCAGCGGCGUCAAAGUGCGUUCCAAGUGGCUCAGAGAGAAGCCCUACAACGGGGGGAGACCUUGCCCCAAACUGGACCAUGUCAACCAGGCUCAGGUGUACGAGGUGGUGCCUUGUCUCAGCGACUGCGGUCAGUACGUGUGGGUGUCCGAACCCUGGAGCGUGUGGAAGGUCAGCAACGUGGACCUGAAGGACAACUGCGGAGAGGGCGUACAGACCAGGAAAGUCAGGUGUAUGCUGAACACUAUCGAUGGGCCCCUGGAGCAGGUGGAGGAUUACCUGUGUGACCCAGAGGAGAUGCCCCUGGGGGCCCGCAACAGCCGCUUGCCCUGUCCUGAGGACUGUGUGCUCUCCGACUGGUCCGACUGGAGCCCCUGUGCCCUGCCGUGUAACAGCAGCAGCAGCCGACAGAGAAGUGCCUCCCUGCUGCGUCAGCCCGGAGAAAGCAGACAGUGCUCCUCAACCACCGAGACAGAGCCCUGCAAACUCAACGCCAACUGCUUCCACUACUCCUACAACAUCACAGACUGGAGCACAUGCCAGCUGAGCGACCGGGCCGUGUGCGGCAGCGGCAUCAAGACCAGGAUGUUGGACUGUGUGCGCAGCGACGGCAAGUCUGUGGACCUCAACUUCUGCAGAGAGUUGGGUCUGGAGAGGAAGUGGUCCAUGAACGCCUCGUGUGUGGUGGAGUGUCCGGUGAACUGCCAGCUGUCCGAGUGGUCGUCCUGGUCCAAGUGUACGCACACAUGUGGACUGGCCGGCAAACUGUGGAGGAGGCGCACGGUGGUCCAGGCCCCCCAGGGUGACGGCCGGCCCUGCCCCUCUCAGAUGGAGCAGUGGAAGCCCUGUCCUGUGAGGCCCUGCUACAGCUGGAGGUACAGCGCCUGGUCCCAGUGCAAGGCCGAGGGGGCGGUGUGCGGCGAGGGCCUGCGCUUCAGGAACGUGUCGUGUUUUGUGUCGGACGGCUCCGGACAGCAGGAGCUCAGCCUGGUGGACGACGAGCUGUGCGGGGACGUGGACUUCGCUGUGGACGGAGACGCCAACGUGACGCUGGAGGAGGACUGCACGGUGCCAUGCCCAGGGGAGUGCUACCUGACGGAGUGGACCGCGUGGAGCCCCUGCCAGCUGAGCUGUGUGGGGGGAGAGGACCUGGGUCUAGGCUCAGUCCAGGUGCGCUCCAGGGCUGUGGUGGCUCAGGACCCAGAAAACCUGCUGCAGUGUCCGGAGCAGGAGCACGAGGCGCGACCCUGCACAGAGGGCCAGUGUCUGGAUUACAAGUGGAGGACGGGGCCAUGGAGAGGCUCGUCCCGCCAGGUGUGGUGCGAGCGCUCCGACUCACUCAAUGUCACAGGAGGCUGCCCUCUGAGCUCCCAGCCCACAUCGGACCGCUCCUGCAACCCGCCCUGCACCAAGGCGCGCUCCGUGUGCACCGAGGCCGGAGUGUGCGGCUGUGAGGAGGGCUACACGGAGGUCAUGACUUCAGAUGGCGUGCUGGACCAGUGCACCGUCAUCCCAGUGCUGGAGAUCCCCACGGCCGGAGACAACAAAGCCGACGUCAAGACCAUCCGCGCCUUCAACCCCACGCAGCCUGCCGCCAGCUCUCCCGGGCGGGCCGGCCGGACGUGGUUCUUGCAGCCCUUUGGUCCAGAUGGGAAGCUGAAGACGUGGGUGUACGGCGUGGCAGCGGGAGCCUUCGUCCUGCUCGUCUUCAUCAUCUCUAUGACGUACUUAGCCUGUAAAAAGCCAAAGAAGCCCCAGCGGAGGCAGAUGAACAACCGCCUGAAGCCGCUGACCCUGGCCUACGACGGCGAUGCGGACAUGUGA
Knipowitschia caucasica is the source of this 5196-nucleotide messenger RNA. The record is from the annotation of a GenBank genome assembly. Lineage: Eukaryota; Metazoa; Chordata; Actinopteri; Gobiiformes; Gobiidae.